Papaver somniferum (opium poppy) is the source of this 2344-nucleotide messenger RNA. RefSeq lists its product as uncharacterized. Gene Ontology annotation, biological process: rRNA methylation. The transcript has a single exon. Gene Ontology annotation, molecular function: RNA binding; RNA methyltransferase activity. Lineage: Eukaryota; Viridiplantae; Streptophyta; Magnoliopsida; Ranunculales; Papaveraceae. Gene Ontology annotation, cellular component: chloroplast. The coding region runs from base 175 to 2055 and encodes 626 amino acids. The record is from RefSeq and is a predicted model, not a curated record.
GGGGGCUUGGAAAGACGCAGAAUCAGACCAACUCACUAGAAAACCUCCGCAAUUUUCAUGGCGUCUGAAUAAAAAUGUCUGCUUCAACAGUCUUCGAUUGAGUCAUCUAAUCUCCUCCUCCCAGGUUCUUAUUAUCAUUAUCUCUUUAUCUAUUUCCAAAUAGUACUACUAAUCAUGUAUUCUAACUUCAUGAAAUCUCAAGCAUUUCCAUUAGUUUUUAGGGUUUCAACAAGACCCAUAUGUCUUAAACCCUCAAUCAAUACUCACCCUUUCUCAAAUGGGUUUUUCUUAAACCCUAUGGAAGCUAUCAAAACUCGAAAAUUCUCAUCUGGGUCUGUUAGUAGAACUAGAAAUUCCUCAGUGAUUAGAGCUAGGGGUUCCUCUUCUUAUCAAAGAGAUUUUAAUGGUAAUAAUAGAGGUAGAAAUGGAGGCAAUAGAACUAAUAGAGUUAGCAAAUUGGAGAAAGCAAGUGCUGAAGUGUCUACUCGUUCUUCUUGGGAAGAUGCUGCUGAUAAUUUCUUUGAUAAACAUGGUGGAAGAGAGUCAGUGGAGUUGAUUGCUAAGGCUAGAACAGGAGGUAAUGGAGAAAAUCGUCAAGGAAGGAUUGUGAUUGAAAGGAAUGAGGAUAGGGUGGCUUCUGAUGGAAAAGGUGAAGAAAUUGGUGGUGCUGAUUUUGGAGGGGAUAAGGGUAGAACUAGGUAUACAAGAGUGACAGAUAGAGACAAUGGUUCUGAAAGACGCGAUUCUGGCAGAUGGAAUAGAGAGAAUGGUUCUGAAAGACGCGAGUCUGGUAGAUGGAAUAGAGAGAAUGGUUCUGAAAGACCUGCUGGCGGUAGAUGGAAUAGAGAGGGCGGUUCUGAAAUGCGUGAGUCGGGGAGAUGGAAUAGAGAGAAUGGUUCUGAAAGACCUGCUGGCGGUAGAUGGAAUAGAGAGGGUGGUUCUGAAAUGCGUGAGUCGGGGAGAUGGAAUAGAGAUAAUGGUUCUGAAAGACCUGCGGCUGGUAGAUGGAAUAGAGAUAAUGAUUCUGCAAAAGCUGAAUUUGGUAGAGGGAAUAGGGAGAAUGGUUCUGAAAACCCUGAAUUCGGUAGAUGGAAUAAUGGAAGUUGGGGUAGAAAUGCAUGGAAAGAAGCUACUGAGUCGACCUUGCCGAAGAUGGUAGGUGAAGGGAUUUAUGGAGUUGGACCUGUUUUAGCUGCGUUGUCAGCUGGAAGAAGAGAGUUCUAUACUUUACAUGUCCAAGAAGGUUUGGAUUUGAGUAGCAAUAACAAGAAGAAGAAGGACAAGAAAGGGUUCGAGAAGGUUUUGAAGAUAGCUGAGAAAUUGGGAUUAACUGUUAUACAUACUCCGAAACAUGAUCUGAAUAUGAUUGUGGAUAAUCGGCCGCAUCAGGGAUUAGUACUAGAUGCUUCCCCAUUGGAGAUGGUAAGGGUACGGGAAUUGGAACCUGUAUCAGUUGAAGGAGAAAAGGCCCCUCUUUGGGUUGCUUUAGAUGAAGUUACAGACCCUCAAAAUUUGGGGGCCAUUAUUCGAUCUUCUUAUUUCUUUGGAGCUGAAGGCGUGGUACUAUGUGCAAAAAAUUCUGCUCCAUUAAGUGGUGUGGUGAGUAAAGCUAGUGCAGGAUCUCUAGAAUUAAUGGAGCUCAGAGAUUGCAAGAAUAUGAUGCAGUUCUUAGCAUCAUCUGCGGAUAAUGGUUGGCGGGUUCUUGGAGGAUCAGUUUCUUCAAGAGCUGUUCCUUUGAAUGAGGUUCCAGUGGGUGUUCCUACAAUUCUUGUAUUGGGAAGUGAAGGGACUGGGUUGAGGCCUUUGGUUGAGAGAUCUUGUACUGACUUGAUUAGAAUCCCUGGAAAUAUUCCUGAGGAUAUUUCUGCUGCGGAUGCUGAAGACGAAAACACUGAGCAGGUUGAUCGUGCCUCCUCGGGGGAGGAAUUUCGAUCUUUUCUGGCCGUGGAGAGCUUAAAUGUCAGUGUUGCUGCUGGUGUGCUUCUUCAUCAUUUGGUUGGAGUCGGUAACACCAAUUCUUCAGUAGCUAACAGUGAAGUAAAUGUGCUUGAGUGAGAAUCAUUUUUCGAAUCUGUAGGUUUUUAUUCUAAUCUUGACAAUCAUAUACGUCAUCUUUUCUUUAUUGUGCUUUGCAAGUUUUUUGUUCAGCUGUCGAGAAUCAUGAGUUAGAGCCAAAUUAGUAGGAAUAGGAAUGAAAUUCAUCACAAUUGUUAGUAAUUUCAGACCGUAGUUGCAGGCAUGUUGAAUGCUAGAGAUAUAAUAUUGAUUCUUGGCAUGUCUUCUUGUUUCUCUGCCUAUGUUAUGGUUUAAAGAAAAUAGGAUGAGUCAAGUAAAUUCGAUAUCA